UGCUGUCCUGUAACAGUCACCUGUCUGCCCACCUGUCACACUGACUUCCCAGCAUCAUGCUCACCAGGAACAUUGUUCUUUUGUUCUCUCUUUUUGUCCUGCUGGUGGAGGGAGAUCAUGACUCCAGCGAUGCAGGAGUACAAGCCAAAACUGAUAAAGAUUCACUCUCUGAAGAAGCUCCCACAGAGAGCACGAGCGUCGUUUCUCCUGAUCAGCCUGACACCAGCAGUUCCAGUUCAGAGACGGCAGACACUCCACCAGCUGAUCAGAUGACAUUAGCUGAGCUGGCUGUAGCUGCUGCAAACAGUGCUGAGGAAGAGGACGAAAACGAGAACAGCGAUUCUGACGAAGGCGGGAAGAAAAAGUUCAGCUCCCGCUCAGUGAAAGCUCAGAGUGCCACGCACGUCCACCAGAGUCCCGGCCACGCUGUUCAGAUCCCAGCUCAGAUCCCAGCUCUCCCUCAGCAGCCGCUCGUUCUGCAGGCAAAAGCUCUGACAAGGGGCCGAACAUCCAAAAGAAGAUCCAGAACCAACCGCCGGCACAUAUAAAAACACAAUAAACCCAUAAUAACGCUACACACACAACUAUGUAAUCUAUCAUGCCUGGAGAGUUACACACAUGAUCACAUAUACUCAACAAAAUAAACCCUCACGUACUGUAACAACACUGGAACAUUUAAGAUAAAACACACAUACAAUCUCAAAAGUCUAAAUGAACCCUGCAGACUCACGGAGAGAUCUGACCGGUGAUCUGAAUGAUCCAUCAGAACAAAUACAUGUGUCCAGCUGCGGUUUUAGACAAGAUUUCUUUACUAGAAAUACAUGUUUGGACAGUUUGAUAUCCAUAACAAAAGCAAACGGGGUUGGCAGCAAGGCCGAGGAACUGCUGUUUUAAUCACAGCUGUGAAACUUGGAUGAAUUUAUGUUCAACUUCACCAUCAUUUUGAUAAUCAACAAAAAGUUACCAAUUUUCAGAACCACUGAUCCAGCUUUUUGUAAGGAUUUUGCCCUCAGAGUAUUAAAUCCACUCAAUUUAUCUGAUUUCCUUUCUUAACCUUUCUCCUGGUAUAAGUUACACAAUGCUUUCUUUUUGUUUCUUGUAUCGUAUUUUAAUAAAGUUAA
Molecule: messenger RNA, 1121 nt
Organism: Cololabis saira (Pacific saury)
Lineage: Eukaryota; Metazoa; Chordata; Actinopteri; Beloniformes; Belonidae
Exons: 9
Coding region: 57-548 (163 amino acids)
Source: RefSeq, a predicted model, not a curated record